AUCAAAGUGUUCAGUCUACGUUGAGCGGCAGUGUUGGGUGGUCGAGUAGCGGACAGACAGUGCGGUGCGUAGUACGUAAUAUAGCUGUCGGUGUAUUUGAUUGUGUUACUGAACCGCGGCGUUACUAUCGGGCUCUUAACAACAUCGUCAUAUAGGAGCCAUUACUGUUAAAUGUAGUGAAAUGUGAGGACAUACUCUCUAAAAAAAUAAACACAAAUAUUUAAAAGUUGAUAUUAUUAAAGUGAACUUUAUUUAUAAAUUUGAAUUUAUAUUGUAGUGACGGUACAAUGCAUACUGUAAUGGAAGUGGAAACAAGUGUCCCGGCAUUUCUUGGGAAACUUUGGAAAUUAGUCGAAGAUCCUGAGACUGACGACCUUAUUUGUUGGGCACCCAAUGGAAGAAGUUUUUUCAUCAGAAAUCCGGCACAAUUUGCCAGAGAACUAUUACCCCAUUAUUACAAACACAAUAACAUGGCUAGCUUUGUUCGACAAUUGAAUAUGUAUGGAUUCCACAAAAAAGUGUCCGUUGAACUUGGAGGUCUAAAAUGCGAACGAGAUGAAAUGGAAUUCGCGCAUCAGUAUUUUAUUAAAGAUCAUCCUUAUUUAUUAGAACACAUCAAAAGAAAGAUUGCAUCUAGUAAAAGUCAAGAUGGACAUCCACCAAUAAAAACAGAAGUAAUGAAUAAAGUUAUGAGCGAAGUGAGAAGUAUGAGAGGACGCCAGGAACACAUGGACACAAGACUUGGUGCUAUGAAGCGAGAGAACGAAGCAUUGUGGCGGGAACUGGCAAUGUUGAGGCGAAAGCAUCUCAAGCAGCAAGAAAUAGUCAACAAGCUUAUACAUUUCUUAGUAACACUCGUACAGCCAUCGAGAAGUGGUGGGCUUCCGGUGAAAAGGCGAUAUCCGUUGAUGAUUGACAAUCAUCAACGCAGCAAACAGAUGAAAGUAGAUAAACUUAUACCCGAGGCUUCUCCUACGGGGCCUGUGAUCCAUGAGCUUGAUGCUACUGAACACGAGCACCAUGUUGAUGAUCUUAAUUCCGAGUACAUCGUUGCUGAGAUGCUGGAAAAUCACAACGCAAGUGUCCAAAGUCCAGAAUCAAUUGCUACGUUAAACGACGAACAUAUUGAAACAGUUCAUUUCUCUCCAAACGCGCCAAUAAGUAACGAUCCAUCAGAAAUUCAGGAAACGUCUGCUAAGAAAAAAAUUGUUUUGAAGCCAAAAAAGAAGAGGAAAAACACCGUGCCUGUCAAAAUUCUGAUUCCAUCGACGAAUAUCGGAGAAGAGCCCAGGGAAGAAACGCUAAUGCUUGAAGUCAAUCCAGAAGACAUUCAAACGCCGACACAAGUGGAGAACGCAACGACCAAGUUGCAGAAAAAACCGGUCCCAAUCAAGACUGUUAGAAGUUCAAAGCUCACCGCAAUGGCAGCUAAUAUCAACAAGAUGAACGAUUCAUCAGAAUUGGAUGAAGACUCUGACGAAGUUGACAAUGAUCUCAAAGAAGCUCCGGAGAUCUCCGUCGAGUCACGUAACGUUGAUCUGGGUGAUAUGCUUAUUAUUCCAGACAUCCUACUCAACCCUGAUGGUUCUAUAAUUGAUAUGAAUAAAUCAGUAGAAUAUAAAGGUGACACCCAUAAGGAAGAAAACUCUUCGACUGAUAAAUUGAAGCAACACGCUUUGGAAGCGACUCAACAACAAAGGACAGCUAUUUCGAGCAACAAUGGUGAUCCAGGCUCCAGCAGCAAGUCCAAUAAUUUGUCAUUGAGUUGUGUCAGUCCUUCGAAUAUGUCUAGUACUGCUUACAGGUUAGGAUCGAUGGAAGAAAUGGAUAAUCAUCUAGAAGCAAUGCACAACGAUUUGGAAAAUUUGCGUGAAAUGUUACUCAAUGAAGGUUACACUAUUGACGCCAAUACGCUGAUGGAGGUACGUUUGUUUGGUAGCAAUGAUCCAAUGUCAUUCGGAAUACCAGUGAAUCCCGAAUUAAAUCCAACACAUCACGACAAAGAUCAAGAUCCAGUAGAUGCUAAUGGUGCAACUGGUGGUGAACUAAUGGCGUAUACUCCAUCCAGUUUCAUAGAUUUUGACGAUGACAUGCUUUUAGCCGCCAACAAUUUAGGCGCUGAAAACGUCGAUGGUCAAAAUAUAACAAAUGAAUUUUACAACACCGAUUCAUUGGAUCUAGAGGACAGCAAAGCUUCACUACUCGACUCUUUGGUCUCGGGGAACGGAAAUUCAUCGGCAAACUUAUAAAUUCGUUGUCACUUAUUGUUGCUUAUGAAGAAUAACUGACGGAUAAGGCUGUCUAUUAUAAACUCAUCUUUUGAAAUUAAUGGAAAAUAAUAAAUAAAUAAACAAUAUUAUAAUAAUAACUACGUUAAGUCCUAUAUAAGUAAUAUUUACAAGUACGUGGAACGCACUUUGGUAGCAUAUUAAAAAUAAAGGCAGUUUUAAAUAUUCAAAGUACUGAGUAGAUAAUAAAAUUACGAUGAAAA
This is a messenger RNA of Cotesia glomerata, 2491 nucleotides long. Its product is annotated as heat shock factor protein-like. NCBI's taxonomy places the organism in Eukaryota, Metazoa, Arthropoda, Insecta, Hymenoptera, Braconidae. The record is from RefSeq and is a predicted model, not a curated record. Gene Ontology annotation, molecular function: DNA-binding transcription factor activity; sequence-specific DNA binding. Gene Ontology annotation, biological process: regulation of DNA-templated transcription. The coding region runs from base 288 to 2249 and encodes 653 amino acids. The transcript has 12 exons.